Molecule: messenger RNA, 3321 nt
Organism: Prunus armeniaca (apricot)
Lineage: Eukaryota; Viridiplantae; Streptophyta; Magnoliopsida; Rosales; Rosaceae
Source: the annotation of a GenBank genome assembly
AUGAGUUCUCAGGUCCCAAAUGAGCGAAGGGAUAGGUCCAGGUUUCCUGCUCAGCCUCCUCAGCCCGCUCAGUCUGCUCGUCGAGAGUGGGUCCCAAGAGGAUCCAACCCUACCACUGCUGCCGUGAACCCACCUCUAAGCUUCAAUUCAAACAUCCCGAAUGGGAGUGUAGGACAGCCCAAUUAUAGCUCUGCUCCAUCAGAGAGUCGGCAGCAGCACAGAGGAAAUAAUGCUUCUAGAGGUCAUAUGGGUCGGCCAAUGAACCAUGGAAGGGAGAGGGGAAGGAGCGAGAAUCAGGAAGAGGUUAGAUUGAAGGACUCUAAUUUACCUCAGCUUGUGCAAGAAAUUCAGGAUAAACUGACAAAGGGCACUGUUGAAUGCAUGAUUUGUUAUGAUAUGGUGAGGAGGUCUGCACCUGUUUGGUCUUGCUCAAGCUGUUACUCAAUUUUCCAUCUGAAUUGCAUCAAGAAAUGGGCUCGAGCCCCAACUUCUAUCGACAUGUCUGCAGGGAAGAAUCAGGGAUUUAAUUGGCGGUGUCCUGGAUGUCAGUACGUACAGCUUACAUCCUCGAAGGAGAUUCGUUAUGUUUGUUUUUGUGGUAAGAGGACAGACCCGCCUUCAGAUUUGUAUUUGACACCACAUUCAUGUGGUGAGCCUUGUGGGAAGCAACUUGAGAGGGAUGUCCCUGGCAGGGGUGUGAGUGAGGAUGAUCUUUGCCCUCAUGUUUGUGUCUUGCAGUGUCACCCAGGUCCAUGCCCUCCUUGUAAAGCAUUUGCCCCGCCACGUUUAUGCCCUUGUGGAAAGAAAGUAAUUACCACAAGAUGCUCAGACCGGACGUCUGUUCUAACUUGUGGCCAGCAUUGUAAUAAGCUUCUUGAUUGUUUGCGUCACCGUUGUGAGAGAACUUGCCAUGUGGGUCCUUGUGAUCCUUGUCAGGUUCUGGUUGAUGCUUCUUGCUUUUGCAAGAAAAAGGUGGAGGUUGUUCUUUGUGGAGACAUGACUGUGAAGGGAGAGGUGAAAGCAGAAGACGGUGUUUUUUCUUGCAGUUCCACUUGUGGAAAAAAGCUUACCUGUGGUAAUCAUGCCUGCGGUGAAGUUUGCCAUCCAGGCCCCUGUGGAGAGUGCAAUUUAAUGCCAACGAAGAUUAAGACAUGCCACUGUGGGAAAACAAGCUUGCAAGGGGAACGACAGAGUUGUUUGGAUCCAGUUCCAACUUGUUCACAAACAUGUGGCAAGUUCCUCCCGUGUGAGAUGCACCAGUGUCAAGAGAUAUGCCAUACUGGGGAUUGCCCACCUUGCUUGGUUAAAGUGAGCCAGAAAUGCCGUUGUGGAUCAACUUCUCGGACUGUGGAAUGCUUUAAGACCACAAUGGAGAUUGAGAAGUUUACUUGUGAUAAGCCUUGUGGGCGGAAGAAGAAUUGUGGAAGGCACCGUUGCAGUGAGAGGUGCUGUCCUCUUUCUAAUUCGAAUAAUGUUCUCUCAGGGGAUUGGGAUCCUCACUUUUGCUCUAUGCCUUGUGGGAAGAAGUUAAGGUGUGGGCAGCAUUCUUGUGAAUCACUUUGCCACAGUGGCCACUGCCCUCCCUGCCUUGAUACAAUCUUCACUGACUUAACCUGUGCAUGUGGGAGGACUUCAAUCCCUCCUCCAUUGCCAUGUGGUACACCUCCCCCAUCAUGUCAGCUCCCAUGUUCAGUCCCUCAGCCUUGUGGGCAUUCAUCUUCUCACAGCUGCCACUUUGGAGAAUGUCCACCUUGUUCAGUGCCUGUGGCAAAGGAGUGCAUCGGUGGGCAUGUCGUCCUCAGGAACAUUCCUUGUGGGUCGAGGGACAUCAAAUGUAACAAGCUCUGUGGGAAGACAAGGCAGUGUGGUAUGCAUGCUUGUGGCAGGACUUGUCACCCACUGCCUUGUGAUAUUUCCUCUUCAGUGGAACCAGGUACAAAAACUUCUUGUGGACAGACAUGUGGUGCUCCUAGGAGAGAUUGCAGGCAUACAUGUACUGCACUAUGUCACCCGUAUGCUCCUUGUCCUGAUAACAGAUGUGAUUUCCCCGUCACAAUCACAUGUUCUUGUGGCCGGAUAACAGCAAAUGUUCCUUGUGACUCUGGUGGCAGCAAUGCUAGUUUCAAGGCUGAUACUGUGUAUGAAGCUUCUAUUAUCCAAAGGUUGCCAGCACCACUUCAACCAAUUGAAUCAAUGACCAAGAAGAUCCCACUUGGACAGAGGAAAUUUAUGUGUGAUGAUGAAUGUGCUAAGUUGGAGCGGAAACGGGUUCUUGCAGAUGCUUUUGAUAUAGCUUCUCCAAACUUGGAUGCACUCCAUUUUGGUGAGAAUUCUGCUGUUUCUGAGUUGCUUUCAGACCUUUUUAGACGUGAUGCCAAGUGGGUAUUAUCUGUGGAGGAGAGAUGCAAGUACUUGGUGCUUGGCAAGAGCAGAGGUCCUACAAGUGGCCUCAGAGUUCAUGUUUUCUGUCCAAUGCUGAAGGAGAAGAGAGAUGUUGUUAGGAUGAUUGCUGAAAGAUGGAAGCUUGCAGUUCAAUCCGCUGGUUGGGAGCCCAAGCGAUUUAUUGUGGUUCAUGUUACACCUAAAUCCAAAACCCCAGCUCGGGUGAUUGGGGUUAAGGGUACGACGACAGUGAAUGCACCCCAGCCUCCUGCUUUUGAUCAUUUAGUAGACAUGGAUCCCAGGCUUGUAGUUUCUUUCCCAGAUCUGCCGAGAGAUGCAGAUAUUAGUGCACUGGUCUUGAGGUUUGGUGGGGAAUGCGAGUUAGUCUGGUUGAAUGAUAAGAAUGCAUUAGCUGUAUUUAAUGAUCCUGCUCGAGCAGCAACCGCAAUGAGGAGGUUGGAUAAUGGUACACUAUAUCACGGGGCUAUUAACGUUCUCUCAAAUGGCAGUGCAUCUGUGGCAUCAUCGGGUUCUAAUGCUUGGGUUGGAUUGGGGACAGCUAAGGAAGGCGGAGUGUCUACAGCACUGAGGGGUAAUCCAUGGAAGAAGGCUGUUAUUAGGGAGCCUGGUUGGAGGGAAGAUUCAUGGGGUGAUGAAGAGUGGGCUGGUGGUUCUGCGGAUGUGCAGGCAUCUGUGUGGAAAAAAGAAGCUCCAAUCACUGCCUCACUAAAUCGAUGGAGUGUACUAGACAGUGAUGGAGCUUUGGGUUCAUCUUCUGUAUCUCCUAGCAUUGAGGACUCUGGAAAACAGUCUUUGGGUGGUUUAAAUCCGGCUUUGGAAUCAAAUGCAAGUGGUUCGACUUCAGCAGGGCAGCAGCGUGGAGGAAAUAUUGCAGAUACAUCUGAAGUGGUUGAUGACUGGGAGAAGGCUUAUGAAUAA